AUGAAGACCUGCCUUCUUGCUAUUGCCGCCUACGUUGCCGUUGCGAACGCGGCGGCGUCCACGUGCACACCCGAGACCCUUGGCACGGCGUACGCCAGCGCGUACGAAACGAUCGCGCCUAAGUUCCUUGCGUGCACCAAGGACAUUGGUCUCUCGGCGGGCGCCCUCACCGGAGGCACCGUGACCGGCGCGACGGAAGACAUGGUCAACAAGUUCAUUAAAAGCCCCAACUGCGUCGCAGUCUUCACCACCCUCCAAGCUGCGUCCAAGGCCGUGAACCCGCCGUGCAUCAUUGGCAACAUGUGCGGCCAGCCCGUCACGACGGCCCAAUUCGCCGCCAUGAGCUUGGACCAGUACGCGCAGUCCUCGUUGAAGACGUCCAAGUGCACGAUUCCUGACGUGCCGUCGAGUGCCUCGGCCGCGACGCUCGGGAUGGGCGCGUUGGCCACCGGCACCCUCGCACUCGUCUACCUCUAA
Messenger RNA from Saprolegnia diclina VS20, 477 nucleotides. RefSeq lists its product as hypothetical. NCBI's taxonomy places the organism in Eukaryota, Oomycota, Saprolegniomycetes, Saprolegniales, Saprolegniaceae. The record is from RefSeq and is a predicted model, not a curated record. The transcript has a single exon. Bases 1 to 477 code for a protein of 158 amino acids.